CAUCCAUUCAUUCCUCUGCAACAUACAUCGACGGAGAGCUCACAGCACAUCACCAUAGCCGCUCAACGAGUCCUCCAGCCUUCAGCCAUCCGUGGUCUCCGCAUCAUGUCAGCCACAGAAACGGUUAGCGGGUCCGCAGCAACGGCAGGAGCCGUGUCAACGUCUCUUCCAGGAUCGCGAUCCGCCAGUCCAGCUUAUGACUCGCAUCGUUUAUCCACUCCACCACCACCUCCUCCUUCUAAGCCGAUUCCGCAAGACUUUCGAUCUUCACUCAGCGCCUGGUGGUACAAUUCGAGCUACAAAGAAGCUCGAUAUGCAGAGGAAAGGCUUCUGAGGCGCAUGUCCAUGUUUGAGCCUUCUGCGCCGCCACCCCAAGCCAAGGGUUGGUUCGGAUUAGGAGGAUCAGGACGACCAGAUGCUCAGCACCUGGAUUCUUCCGCUCAAGUGGUAGAUGAGUCCCUGACGAGGGUCGAAACUCAAGUCGGAUCCCACGGGCUCAUCGCCAAACUCCGUGAUGUCUUCAUCCCCACUCCCGAUCCCUCAGUGGCUCCCCAACACCCCGUCGAUCCUGUACCGGCUGCGUCUUCAUCCGCGAGUUCUAUAGCCAGUGGGUCUGACAAGUGCCGCAAACAUCACUCCAAGCACGCUCAGACGCCUGGAAAGUACAAAGACUACAUCAACACGUUGGAGAUCUCCUCCAAGGAGAAUCAGAAUAGCAAAGAGGCGGUCGUUGUGCUUCACGGCUAUGCCGCUGCGAUGGGCUUCUUCUUCCGUAACUGGGAUUCCAUUGCUCAGUCUGCCAAUUCGACAGGUCGUCCCGCCUACUUCCUUGAUUGGCUCGGAAUGGGUCUCUCUUCCCGACCGGAACCUCACCUAUUGUCAUCGCCUGCCAAUGCCCCUGUGCCUGCCAGAGUAGCUCGUGCCGAGCAUUUCUUCCUUUCUUCUCUGGAAUCCUGGAGAGAGCGGGUCGGACUGGACAAGAUGGUCCUGGUCGGACACUCUCUCGGUGGAUACCUUGCUUCGGCAUAUGCCGUCCGAUAUCCUGACAGAGUAUCCGGCUUGAUCCUCGUCUCUCCAGCUGGCGUUCCUCAUGGGGAGGGUUACAAAUAUUACAAACCAAGCGGAGAGAAGAACGCAGGGGAUCUGGACGACGCAGUGGAUGCUGCCCAGAUGGAAAUGGAGGUCAACAGCGAGCCGAAAGGCGAAGCUAAGCAGUGGAGGGAGAACAGAGAGAAGGCCUCUUUUGCCCGGAAAAGUAUGAUGAAAUUCUUCGUUUGGGGUUGGGAGAAGGGCAUGUCACCCUUCUCAGUGCUUCGCGCCAUAGGACCAUGGGGACCAAUGUUCGCUGCCAACUAUACGACAAGACGAUUCGCCUCCUUGAGUGAUGACGACAAGCGAGAUCUCCAUUCCUACGUGUACAACACCAGCGUGCUGAAAGGUAGUGGAGAAUAUUGCAUAUCCCACAUUCUGGCGCCUGGAGCGUAUGCGAGGAUCCCCAUCGUUGAUCGUAUCAAUCGCGUCAAGGUGCCAGUGACCUUUAUCUAUGGUGAUAACGACUGGAUGGACGUCGACGGCGGCAAAGCCUCGGUCGAAGCACUGACUAAGGCAGGCAACAAGAAUGGAUCGGUCCACGUCGUCGAGAAGGCAGGCCACCAUGUCUACCUUGACAAUGCAGAGGAGACAAAUAGGAUCAUCCGAGAGGCUAUCGCGAGCUUGCCCAAGCCAUGAACCGCUCUCGCUGUAUUAUAGAGGCGUUUCAUGUAUCAUAAGCACAACACGAUGUAUAUAAUAAGUCGUCAUGAGAGAGCGUGCGAUCAUUGUGGGUCGUGAAUAUGGGCCGUGCGACACAGUGGUGGCCCCUCAGUAAUAC
Molecule: messenger RNA, 1870 nt
Organism: Kockovaella imperatae
Lineage: Eukaryota; Fungi; Basidiomycota; Tremellomycetes; Tremellales; Cuniculitremaceae
Product: Alpha/Beta hydrolase protein
Exons: 6
Coding region: 106-1728 (540 amino acids)
Biological process (GO): cardiolipin acyl-chain remodeling
Cellular component (GO): mitochondrial inner membrane
Molecular function (GO): A2-type glycerophospholipase activity
Source: RefSeq, a predicted model, not a curated record